This is a messenger RNA of Dicentrarchus labrax (European seabass), 2046 nucleotides long. It is a transcript of the gene gpalpp1, whose product is annotated as GPALPP motifs containing 1. The record is from RefSeq and is a predicted model, not a curated record. Lineage: Eukaryota; Metazoa; Chordata; Actinopteri; Moronidae. The transcript is spliced from 7 exons. Bases 123 to 1163 code for a protein of 346 amino acids.
CUCACUGUUUACUUCCGCGGUGAAAGGUCAACUUCUUACUUUGAGGUUCUUCUGGUUUAUGGGGCACGGUUUUUACUUUAAUAGAAAUUCCUGAAACUACGUGUAAGUCAUCAGUGUCAGAUAUGUCGUGUGAUAAACCAAUCGGACCCGUUUUACCUCCGAUGUUUACAGGGGAAAAGAGCGAUGAAGACUCUGAUAAUGACAAAGGAUUCUCUGGCCCUGCUUUGCCUCCCGGCUAUAAACGGGGAGAACCGUCGAGUUCCUCGGAUGAGAGUGAACAGGAGGUGGUGGUGGUGAAAAGAGCAAAAACAAGUCACACUGCUGCAGAAAAGGUGGAGAGGACAAAUGAACAAGAAAAAGACGAUGAUGGUUUCUUUGGACCUGCUCUGCCACCAGGGUUUAAGAAGCAACAGAUGUCACCAGAAAGGCCGCCUGUGCUGGGACCCGCUUUGCCUCCUGGGUUUCGCAGAGCAGCAUACGAAAACGAUGAUGAUAACGAUAGUGAAGAUGAAGAGGGUUUCCCAGGGCCUGCUCUACCCCCAGGCUACCAGGCUGAGUCCAGCAGCGAGGAUGAGGAUGUGAUCGGACCCAUGCCGUCCAAAGGGCCUGUUCAAGACUCUGUGGCUCUGGACAUUGAACGCAGAGCACAAAAGAUGAAAGCAAAGCUGACAGGAGACGACACUCCUGAGGUGGUGACCAGAGAAACAUGGAUGACCGAGCUCCCACCAGAACUGCAGCACAUUGGCUUGGGGGCGCGAACUUUCAAGAAGAGGUCAGGUCCAGAGAACAAGGAUCGCUCCAUUUGGACAGAUACACCAGCAGACAGGGAGCGCAAAACCAGGGAACGCCUUGAGGGAAAGAAGAAGGGUGAGGAGGAGAAAGACGAUGUCCCACAGCUCUCCCACAAGGACUUGGAAAUGGCAGAGAAAGUGUCUAAGUAUAAUGAGACUAAACGUGCUGAGUCUCUGAUGACUUUGCACACAAAGACGAUGAAGGAAAAAGCAAAGGAGAAGGCUGACAUACCGGUGGAGAGGAGACCAUUCGAUCGGGAUGCAGACCUGCAGGUGAAUCGCUUUGAUGACGCCCAGAAGGAACGGCUGCUGAAGAAAUCUCAGGAACUGAACACAAGGUUCUCCCAUAGCAAGGACCGAAUGUUCCUGUAAUGAGUUGUAAAAAAAUUUAAGAAAUGUGUCGGAAGACAUCCAGUCACAGUAUGGACUAUUUUUCAUCGGAUGCUCAUGUGUUACACAAAUGGAGAUGUUGAUUUUAUGUUGGUCUCUGAGGUAAACUAAACUGGACUGAACAGACUAUAAAGCCAUGGCAGACAAUGCUACAGCCGCCAGUGGAGCUUGUAUUUUUCCAGGAGAGACUGUAUUAUGAUAUAUGUGUAUAUAUAUAUUUUGAUAUAGGGUUUGUUAGGUUAUCUUUUCACGUUUGGAAAAUCACCUGUUAGUCAUGCUGGACAUUGAAAGUAAUUUUCAUCUCGUAUACUUAACUAACCCCAGAACUAUAGUGUACGACAAGGACAUAGUAGUUUCUUAGUAUAUAGACAUAAUUAGCUUUAUGAUUUAUAAUGUAAAGCAAUCCCUGAACACAAUCCCAAUGAUAAAUUAUAAACAACUUUGCCCAAGUGUGGAUACUACAAUGUUGGCUUGUUCGGGGCUGCAUUAGAUUAUCUCCUUCUGAUUUAAGAAGUUUUGACCAAUAUUUAACGAGCCUGUCAAAGUUCAGACUGUUAUUUUUCUUCCUUAAGCCCCAAUAUUGUUUGAUGUUGGAAACAGUGCUUUAUAUUAAACCUGAAUGCUCUUUGGCCAACCAGAUCAAUAAAAACUGUGUCCCUUAUUGCUCAACCCAGCUAGUAAAGUUGCCCUUUGUGAAAUUGUAAUUGAUUUAUUUUGUUUUUUGUAAAUACUUUUGGCACAGAUUGCUGUAAAAUGCAUCGUUACGCUGCGUUUUCCUGCAGCUUUGCAAUCUUUCAUGUGUCCAAUAAGUUGUUUUGUGUUUUUUUUAAAAAAAAGUUGAUUAAACAGUAUUUUUAAAACCUUU